Messenger RNA from Saprolegnia parasitica CBS 223.65, 402 nucleotides. RefSeq lists its product as hypothetical. Bases 1 to 402 code for a protein of 133 amino acids. The transcript is spliced from 2 exons. NCBI's taxonomy places the organism in Eukaryota, Oomycota, Saprolegniomycetes, Saprolegniales, Saprolegniaceae. The record is from RefSeq and is a predicted model, not a curated record.
AUGGACUUGCUCCUACUCGGCUCGGUCUUUGCACGGCUUCGCCGGAAGCGCGCAGCCGACCAGCAACAAGUCCUCGACGAGCUCGUGGCGCAUGAAGACGGUAAGCUCUUGCGCAUGCGACCGAACCUGCGCGCCUUCCAUACGCGCCUCGCGAGCUUGAGCAACAUCCACGAGAGCGCGUCGCUCAACAUGUUUCGCAUCACGCGCGUCCGGGAUCUGACCAUCUCGCAGACAAUGGCGUGCGAGCUGCUCACAAAGCUCAUCACGCCGUCAAUCCUAUCGGCCGACGCCGCCGACGCACGGCGCCGGCACCCGUAUAAGUCGCAGUGGUGUGUGUUUGACGCCAAGCUGCGGAGCAAAAGCCCCGCGACCGACUACAAAGUACUACUAGUAUACGAUUAG